Messenger RNA from Penicillium atrosanguineum, 336 nucleotides. RefSeq lists its product as uncharacterized. Gene Ontology annotation, biological process: protein insertion into ER membrane. Lineage: Eukaryota; Fungi; Ascomycota; Eurotiomycetes; Eurotiales; Aspergillaceae. The coding region runs from base 1 to 336 and encodes 111 amino acids. Gene Ontology annotation, molecular function: protein folding chaperone. The record is from RefSeq and is a predicted model, not a curated record. Gene Ontology annotation, cellular component: endoplasmic reticulum membrane. The transcript is spliced from 8 exons.
AUGGCCUCAAACAAGGAUAUGCGAAGGGCUGAUCUGGCGAUCCCCUACGUCGAGCCGCCGAAGAGCAGCAGCGAUGCCGACAUCUCCAGCACCAUGUCGAGCACCAUGCCGAUGGCUGCGAUGUUCACGCGCAACAGAAUGAUUGGAUGGGUGUCCUUUGUCUUCUCCCUCCAGUCCUGGCUCGGAGAAUCCGAGGACCAGAAGAAGACCGCCUCUACUCCGGCCUACAUGACACCCCUAGUGAUGGCCCUCGUUGUCACCUACUUCCCUCUCUUCAUGCCUCCUCAGGUCGCCAAGGGUGCCACCGCUGCUGGACCCCCCGCGCCCUCGCCGUGA